Molecule: messenger RNA, 1757 nt
Organism: Neocloeon triangulifer
Lineage: Eukaryota; Metazoa; Arthropoda; Insecta; Ephemeroptera; Baetidae
Product: invertebrate-type lysozyme 3-like
Exons: 6
Coding region: 67-621 (184 amino acids)
Molecular function (GO): lysozyme activity
Source: RefSeq, a predicted model, not a curated record
CGCUUUUAGAGGCCAGUCAGUUGCUUCCUUGCCUUCAAAAGGUGUUGGUCUCCGUAAAUUCACGCGAUGUUUAAAACUUUUAAAAAGUCCAAGAACUUCUCGAUUCGCAAAUGUGUCAGUGUCCUAUUAUUUAUCAUUUUAGCAUCAUCAAUAUCUGGAGGUGAAACGUCUGCAGUUUUGCAUCGACACAAAAGAAAUACUGCUCUGGAUACUCCGAUUACAGACCCAACAGACAUAAACCAAUGGUUGCCAGCCGGGCGCUACGGAAUUGUGCAGCAGGCGUGUUUGCGCUGCAUCAAAAAGUUAAUGGACUACGGCAAAAGCUGCUCAGGCAACCAGUGUGGCCCUUUUGGCAUUCAAAUGCCUUAUUAUAAUGAUGCAAGUGCUGUCAAUAACUUGGACAACAGUGAUUACAAACGGUGUGUGUUGGAUUAUUAUUGCGCUGCGUCCACAGUCCAAAACUACAUGUGGAGAUACAAUCAGGACUGUAAUGGCAAUGGCGUUUAUGGCGAGUGCAGAGACUUUGCUUACAUUCACCUUUUGGGGCCUAAUGGUUGCAGCAAUACACCCCCUCAGCGUUAUUUGGAUGGACUUGACAGCUGCUACAAUCAGCAAGGCUAAUUUUUACACACUAAAUAACAUAACAUCUUUUAUGAGACGCAUUUAUUAAUGAAAAGUAAAAUUUUGAAUUUUUUUUUAUAAAUUUUCUUCCAAUAAAAAUAAUAUAUCCAAAUUUAUAAUUUUAGGUCUUUAAUACUGGUAUUUUAAAAAAGCACGGAAAAAGCACUACUUAUUAAAUCUGAUUUCAAUAUUUUUCAUUCAAAAAUCAGUGGCAUAUGUUCAACCGAAAAUAUACUCUUUAGGAAGCCAAAAUUUAGAAGUUUUAAAAUUAUUAUUAAUUUCAUUAAGUAUGGGAGCUUUUUUAUUUUGUGUCUUUAAAAAGUUGAGUAGGAAACUUGACUGGGAGCAAAAGUGAAAAUUCGCUUACGACAUAACAUGUCAAUGCCUUCUUUCAUUUCUUCUUUCUUUUCGCGUUUAUCAGGCGAGACCUUCUCUCUUUCGAAAAGCGACGUUCAUUUUUGAAACUUAAUUUCCUGCUAGCGCGCGCCCGUGCUCUUCACAAAUAUAACCACAAUAAAGUGCGUAUCAAAUCUAGAAAGAGAGAAGGGCUGAUCGGACACGAAAGAUGCCACGCACCAUCCACAGAGAGAAAUAAUAAUAAAGCGCGAUAUCGCGGGCAGGAAACCGAGAAAGAGAGGAGAAAAAGAAGACGAGAGCUGUCUUUCGCUCUUUUUGAAAGGCACCACAGAUUUCUUUGCUCUUUUUCUUUUUGCGGCAGCGGCGUCGCCCGCGAAAUUGAUUAGGUUUCUUCUCGAGUGUUUCUAUUCAAAGACAAACACGUCGCGUUGAGUCUUGAGAAGAAAUCGGCAAUACAUAAUGCGGCCGCAGGAAAUUUCGUUUCGGCAGAAAGAAAGAUAAAACAUGAAAAGUCGGAAUUGACUUUUCAUGACGUUUUGCUUUAUUCAACUCCCUCUUCCUGUGCCGUGUCACCAUAUAAAGGAACAAAAGUGAAAUUUAAGAACUCCCACGAAUCAUCGCAAAAUGUUUUUUUUAGACAUUCGUUAAAACGUUUAAUAUUAAAAGUUUUAAUGUUAGUGAUAACCCGCUUAAAAUUAAUUUUGGGGUCAUAAAUUAUUUACAAUUGGAGCAUUUGCAGCUUUUAUGGCUGUAAGAUCAGAAUAGAUUGCAUUAAUAAC